Messenger RNA from Anopheles coustani, 6124 nucleotides. It is a transcript of the gene swm, whose product is annotated as zinc finger protein swm. Bases 339 to 4238 code for a protein of 1299 amino acids. Gene Ontology annotation, molecular function: metal ion binding; RNA binding. The transcript has 3 exons. Gene Ontology annotation, biological process: mRNA processing. NCBI's taxonomy places the organism in Eukaryota, Metazoa, Arthropoda, Insecta, Diptera, Culicidae. The record is from RefSeq and is a predicted model, not a curated record. Gene Ontology annotation, cellular component: nucleus.
AAUAGUGCGGAAAAUUGAGGCUCAAAAUAGAGCUACCUGAGUUGAGAUUUGCACAGGAGAAUAGUGAAAAACAGUAAUUGCACUGCCGACGGUGUUCGUCGAAGCAGUAAACGUGAAGGGCAAAGUCAUCUGGUGUGUAAAAAUUGAAAGUGAAAAACAGAUUAAGGUCAAACUAGGCGGUGCAUUUCGGCGGAAAACCACUUUCGUGUCAACCUGUCAGCUGAUCGCAGUCGUCCGUCGUUGAAAGUUAGACAACAACACCAAGCGUACUGUUUCGAACAGUUGUAGCAGGCAACGAUACUGAAGCUUGCCUUCGUUGGGCAAACACGUCUGACGCCAUGCACAUCAACAAUACGGAUGCGCUAAAGCUAUGGCUCACGGAGGUGCUGGAACCGCUGUGCGAUGCCGAUCCGGCUGCCUUGGCUCGGUACGUGCUCGCUCUCCUGAAGAAGGACAAACCGGAGAAGGAUUUGAUCGUGUCGAUGAAGGAGCAGCUCGACGUUUUCUUGACCGACGCGACGCAGCCGUUCCUCGAGCAGCUGUUUAAGGUGAUCAAGAGCGAGGAGUACCUGAAGACACCCGCUGCAGCAGUGUCUGCAGCGCCGGCCGCUGGGGUAGCGACGAGUAAUGGAGCGACCGUGGCGCAAGCGUCCUCCAUCAGCACCAGCACGACGGCUGCAGUGACCGGCACGUCAGUCGGGUCCGGUUCCACUAACCACACCGAGGAAGUGACCAGCAGCUCCCGAGUUCGAGUGAAGCGUGAAUUUACUCCACCCCUGCACGAGAGUGUUUCCCGUGCUGGGAAGGAUUCGUCCUCGACGACGGGCUCGUCCGCUGCGGCAAGCAGUGACCGGACGUCCUCACACCAAGGAUCCAAGGGACGUGAUACUACGUCGGGGUCCGGGGGACCCGGUGGCAGCAGCAGUAGCAGCAGUACCACCAGCAGCAGCACCGCGAACUACCACAAUACAGCGUCGGUAAGCAGCAUUACCAGCACCAGCCAGAAAUCCGCUUCCCGCCUGCAUUCACCCUCCAGAGGUUCCAACAAAGACGAUCAUAGCAAAGAGGGUGGUAACAGCGGAGGUAGUGGUAGUAACAACAGCAGUAACACCCGCCGUAGCCGCCGAACGCAGAAUCGAUCCCGCAGUCGAUCGCGAUCCCGUUCGCGUUCGUUCGAGCGUCCUCGCGAAACCCGUCGAUCGCGUUCCCGCGAACCUCCGUCGUCGAGGGUCCGUGGUGGCGGUACCGACUCCAAGUCCGGUCGCAAUACGUCGUCGUACCGGAACAAGUCUCCACCGGUCCGUGGCAGCGAUGGCUUCCGGAGGUACGAUCGCAAGGGUGGACACGCCAGCAGCAGUGGUGGUGGUGUUUACGAUCGGCGCAAUAGCACCGGUGGCAACAGCAACGGAGCAGGAGGCGGAGGUGGAGGAUCGAAUGCCGUGGGGAACAGCAGCAGUGGUGGUGGUGGUAACACAGUGUCCUCCGCGGUCGUUAACAGUCGCUCGCAGAAGAUUCGGUCGCACUCGCGUAGUCGUUCUCCGUCGCCGAACGCCGAUCGUCGGAAGAUGGCGCGUUCCGUGUCGCCGAACCGCGCUAGAAGUGGUGCCGCAGCGGCGGCGGUGGCGGUGGUGCCAAGCGAUGUGAAUGCCGUUGCUGUGGCAGCGGCGGGAGGAUUGAAUCCGGCACUUGGUCCCGUUCCCACGACGGGCGGUGUGCCGGUUGUGCCGGUCGGAGGCGGUCUCGUAGUACCGACGGUUGCUCCCGUGCCAGCCCCGUCGGCCGUUUCGCUCGAUCUCGUAAUGAAUCCUGUCGCCGGCGAGAGUGGACCGGUGGUGGCGUCAGCAGCGUUAGCGGCCGGAGCGCCAACCACCACGAAGCGGCAGCGUUGUCGCGACUUCGACGAGAAAGGAUACUGCAUGCGUGGCGAAACGUGUCCCUGGGAUCAUGGUAUCGACCCGGUCGUGCUGGAGGGCAUCAACAAUCCAACGCUGAUGGUCCAGAUCCGCGAUCCGGUCGUCGUGCCAGAGUACAAUCCUGACUCGCCCGGUUUGUGGAACAAACCGUCAAACCUUCCUCCGAUCGGUCCGGGCGGACGCCCAAAUAUGGCGAAACGGUUGGGUGGAGGCGGUGGAAUUGGAUUUGGUCCGCGCGGUCCUGGCGGUAUGGGGAUGAACUUCCGUGGGUUUGCACCCGGAUUUCCGGUGCCACCAGGUGGUGGCUUCCCGGGCAAUCCGAUCGGUGCGACGCCGCUCCAGCGUGAACUGAUCUCCGUGCCGGUGGUGGACGCGAAUAAAGGUGGUGACGUGUCGGCUCAGCACAUGCAUCGACGCUUCGAACCGGAGGACGCUGUGGCGAUAGCGGAUGGGCCACAACAGCACGGUGGAAUGGGUGGCGGCGGUGGUGGCAAACGCAAGAUGGCGAUGAGCAAUCGGCUCGGGCCGCGUGUCACCGGCGGUAUGCAUGGAGGCCCGGGUGGUCCGGGCUCAAUGCCGACGCACAACCCGCAGCAAAACUGCUCGCUAGAGUUACGUAAAAUCCCACGCGGAUUGAACGAAAUUUCGCACCUUAACGAUCACUUCUCGAAGUUCGGCAAGAUCAUCAACAUCCAGAUCCGCUACGAUGGCGAUCCGGAGGCGGCUAUCGUGACGUUUUCGACGCACGCAGAAGCGAACGUGGCGUACCGGAGCACCGAGGCGGUGUUAAAUAAUCGCUUCAUCAAAGUGUUCUGGCAUAUUCCGCCGGCGGGCGGUGAUCAACCGGCCAUCACGCCACCGGCCAAGACGGAGCACUCGCUGCGUCGCUCGUACCCGAACCAGUACAGCAUUAACAACAAUUUGAACAACAAAAAUGCAUCCUCCGGCGGCGCGGUGGACCCGGCCGGGAAGACGCUUCAGGUGGCGAAUGCUGGGAAGGAGGGUGGUAACGGAAGCCCCACCGUUGGUUCGGCGAAUGGAAACGAAAACCUCGCACCGCAACAACAGCAGCAACAGCCGGCACCGAAAGGACACAACGCGAACAAGUAUGUCAAUCCCGUGUCGGGAUUACCGGUCGGAGCGAACACCGGUGGUAGCAUCGUCGGUAACAAGAUUACGCGGGCGGCCAACGAGCUGCUGCGCAAGAAGCACGAGCAGUUCAACAAGGGCAUCCACGAGCGCAAGUACGGUCUGCUAGAUGGCUAUCUGAAGGAGCAAAGGAAGCUGCUGGAGCUGAUUGUGACGUACGAGGCGAGCGAUUCACGCCGCUCGCAGCUCAAGUCCUCGCUGGACGAGAUACAGGUAAAGAUCAACAAUCUGCGCAAGGAGAUCGAACAGGACCAGGCGCAGAGUCUGGCGAAGGUCGCGAGCCUCCAGCAGCAGCAGCAGCAGCAGCAGCAACAGCAACAGCAUCCGGCACACCAUGGUCCGAAGCAUCACCAUCAGCACAAGACGAAGGAACAGCACGAGAAGGAGAUGCUGGACGCCGAGCUGGAGAUGAUUGCGCAGGAGCAGCGCACCCUCCGCGGACCGGAUGGCGCAGUGGUAUCGGGAUCAGCGGGUGUUCCGCUUCCCGUUGCGCCCAGAGGAUCGCAACCGUUGGCGGCACAGUCGUAUGGCGGUGGACGAAAAGGAGGUCCCGCUGGAGGGCGAGUGUUGGCUCCGCCCGGCUCGACCAGUGUCGAUCGCCGUCCGACGACGAUCGCCGUGACCGGGUUUGAGGCGGACGACGCCGAGGCGCUGCUCGGACACUUCAAGCAUUUCGGCGAGAUCACGAAACACCAGCUGGACGAUACGGUGCCAUCGCUCACGAUCAGCUACAGCACGCGCCAGGUGGCGGAGAAGGCGCUGGCACGCGGCAAGCUGUACAACGACAAAACGCUUACCAUCGCCUGGUGCACGACGACGACGACAACGGCGGCGGUGCCCGCGGUGAACAACCCGAUGUCGACGACGCCGGCCAUCGCUGGUGCCAUCCCCGCCGCCGACCACGGUAAGGACGGGGGGGUGAAUCCCCCUCUCGUUGAUUCUAGCAGUGGCGAUGACGCAACGAUGACGACCCAAGUGGCGGCCGAUGACGACGCGACGUCCAAAGCCGACGGUGGGACGACGACGGGCCCGGCGGGUGGUGGCGGUGCCGACAUCAUCCACUCAUCCUCGAUGGAGACCCUGAACGAGGCGGACGACCUAUCGGAGAUGCCGCUGGUGGUGGAAGAGGAGGAGGAAGAGGACGACAUCGAACCGGAACGUUCCUGGCGUCGUUGAUAAUACCAGCCCCCUCUGUGUAAGAACGCGGUUUUUAAAGGGGCGGGAGCAAACCUUCGGGUUUGGGAAUCGGUUUUAUUUUCUAUUUAACAUAAUUAAAACACCCUUCCUAUCAGACAACAUAACACUCUCUCAACCCCCACACACCCUGCCACAUAGAGAGACAUCUUGAAAGUCAAAUGAACGUCUUUCGCAAGGAAGGAGAUUAGUAGAAGCUUUUGGUGUGUUUGUGUUUUUUUUAAUCCUUGCGAAAUGAUAAAUCAAAUCCCCCUCCCCCUCCCCCGUACUAAUUCACGAUUGUUUUUUACUUGCAAGCGUUUACAUUGUUAUUGUAUUUUUUUUUUCGAUGGAUAAGUCCCUAAUUUAGUGUAGUCCCUCUUUCGCUACUCUCGACGAUGGCGACGGUUUUCUAAUGCCGCUUUCAAAAGCCUACCACGCACCGACCACAAGCUUUGCCCCGUUUGUUUUCUUUACUUCUGGUCGGUGCUGCUGAAAAGCUUCGAAUGUGCUAUCGUCAAUCGUGGAACCGGGUCGAAGAGACCGAGAGAGUGCGAAGGGUGUAUGAGAGUUGUAUAAGGCAUUAUAGUACACGAUUUAUUUUAGUCAUGUAAUAGAUAUAUUGGUAAACAUUUUGCCCCAGAAUCAGAGAAAUUAAAUUAUAAUGUCAUUAGGAAACCAACCGAGCUAGGGAGAGGUCACAGACACACCACGACACCCUCCGGUGCGUGUAAGGUGUGCUCUCGGAUUGUAGCAUUUGUUAUUCUUUUUUAAUAGCUUUUUUUAAUUUUGUCUGCUUUAGUGGACCGGAAGGAUUUUAUCGCUGUGGAAGGAUUAAGAUUUUGGUUUGCUUUUGAGUUUUGCUUCCAUCGUGGCAGCACGUGUGUUUUGCGAGAGUUUGUUUCGAAACCAUUGUCACGUUUCGAAUGGUUCUAGAUUGUUGUUGUUUGGGAUCCCCAUGGAAGGUGAAGGCCAUGGUAUAGAGCGUGGUACGAUAAACUAGCGUCGUUGAUUUAAAAAACCCACAAGAGUCUCGCAUAUACUCAUUCAAAAAUACUGCAGCAUAUUCUGAAAAACCCCCCUCCCGAGCGAAAGUACACGAGUUGGUAUCAGCUGUAGGGAAAGGUACUUGUUCUCCACUUUUUUGUCUCAACGACGGCGUAGUCGUGUUAGAUAGCAAUCGAUGUGUUGUAGGAAUACGAUUUGUACUCGGAAUAGGCAUGGAAAACGCGUAACAACCAACGAAGUCGAGCGUUCGAAUGGCAGUUUGUGCAAACGACAAAAAAAAAAAAACUAUCAUAUAACCUGGGUUGGAUAAACAAUGUAAAGCAAUUGUAAGACCAAUGUCUUCAUCUGCUUCCCAUCGUUACACCCCGUCCGCGGGGUGAAAUGAAGGGUAUGCAGACAAGCUUGGUCAGCAAUAUACGUAUACAAAAGCUUUGUAAUAGCCCGUAAGUUCAAAGUCACGCGAUACACGCGAUCGUGGCUUGAUAAGAUUUGAUGAUGAAAAAAAGUAAUGAAUUGAAAAGAUGGAUCUAAAAAAAACAAACAAAAAAAAACUGGAAAGAAAACACAACAUGAAAACAAUCGAAUGGAAACCACACGAAAAAAAGAAAACUCUUCAAAUGGAAACACUGGAAAAAAAGAAACUAAAAGAGAAAAAAAAAAUAAUCCAUUCACGAUAAUGUGGUAAAAUCCAUCUGUGGCAGAAAAGCAAAAGAAAAGAAAACAAAAUGCAAAGAAAGCGUUACAAAAAGCUAGCAUCCUAAAGUAAUAAUAAUGAUUAAUAAUAAAUAAAGAGCAUUAAAGAAAUGAUUUCAAAACAGAAAUUCAAAACGCAAACACAACUCACCUCUGCGAUAGGAGUUGUAAUAGUCAUACAAACAAAA